Lolium rigidum is the source of this 1075-nucleotide messenger RNA. RefSeq names its product FKBP12-interacting protein of 37 kDa-like. The record is from RefSeq and is a predicted model, not a curated record. Lineage: Eukaryota; Viridiplantae; Streptophyta; Magnoliopsida; Poales; Poaceae. Bases 16 to 1071 code for a protein of 351 amino acids. Gene Ontology annotation, biological process: regulation of alternative mRNA splicing, via spliceosome. Gene Ontology annotation, cellular component: nucleus. The transcript has 13 exons.
ACGGCGGCGGAGGCUAUGGCGGACGCACCUUCCCCUCGCCUCGACGAAGACGAAACCUUCGGCCGCGACUUCAACGCCUCGCCCUCCCGCAGCGCCGCGCCCGCCCGUUCCGGCGAGAAGAGGCCGUUCGGGGAUCUGGAUGAGGAUGAAGACGACGUCUUCGCUUCCAAGAAGGGUAAGAAGGUGGAGGAGAGCGCGCCGGGUGCUGCCACAGGAAUGAUUCUGUCUCUUCGGGAAAGUUUGCAGAGCUGCAAAGAAAAUCUUGAAACAAACCAGGUGGAACUGGAAGCUGCUAAGUCGGAAAUUCAGAAGUGGCAUUCAGCAUUUCAGAACAUUCCAGCUGUACCUGCAGGAACCAAUCCAGAGCCUGUUUCAGUGGUUACUUAUCUAAGUAACCUAAAGUCGUCAGAGGAGUCACUGAAGGAGCAGCUGGAGAAAGCAAAGAAAAGAGAGGCUGCUUUUAUUGUAACAUUUGCAAAACGAGAACAAGAGAUUGCAGAAUUAAAGUCUGCAGUUAGGGAUUUGAAAACACAGUUGAGGCCACCGUCAAUGCAGACGAGGCGAUUAUUGCUUGACCCAGCAAUUCACGAGGAAUUUACACGGUUAAAGAAUCUUGCAGAAGAAAAGGAGAAGAAAAUAAAAGAGCUACAGGACAAUGUUGCUGCUGUCAAUUUUACUCCAUCCAGCAAGCAUGGGAAAAUGCUAAUGGCCAAGUGUAGAACACUGCAAGAGGAAAAUGAAGAGAUUGGGGCGAUGGCUUCUGAAGGAAAAAUCCAUGAACUUGGAAUGAAAAUCGCAGUUCUGAAGACCCAGAACAAUGAGCUAAGGAAUCAGUUCGAUGCGUUGUACAAGCACAUGGAUGGCUUAACAAAUGAUGUCGAGAGGUCAAAUGAAAUGGUGUCCAUCCUGCAAGAGGAGUUAGAAGCUAGAGAUGUAGAGCUGACAAGGCUGAAGGAGAUGCUUUCCCAGAAAGGGGCAACUGAGGACACACCAGCUGAAGAAACAAACGAAGCUGCAGAUGAUAUGAACGCUACUACUUCUGACCCGCAGCCGAUCAAACUAGAGGCCUAAGGCU